This is a messenger RNA of Cetraspora pellucida, 2100 nucleotides long. NCBI's taxonomy places the organism in Eukaryota, Fungi, Glomeromycota, Glomeromycetes, Diversisporales, Gigasporaceae. The record is from the annotation of a GenBank genome assembly.
AUGUCAGAUAAUUCUCAUGUAAUUCCAAUAGAGGAUGAUUCAGAUAAAAGUAAGAAAAUUUCGGAAAUUGUCUGCUCACCUAACUUAAAACAUGUUGGUGUGUUGUACAACGAUGGCAAUAUUAGUCUUUGGCCUAUUGAGCAACCUGAAAAAAUAAUUAAUUUUGGCAUGAUUUACAUUGGAGAAAGUGGUGAAAAAAUAUUUGCAAUUUCGAAUAAAUAUAUUUCAUUCAGUAUUAAUAGAGACCAACCCUAUAAUUUCAAUUGUCAAAAUAAAAUUGACUAUUUAUCCUUUAUUGAUAACGGAAAUAUUAUAAUGGUCAAUACUAAAUAUUAUAGAGCAUAUGUUUUUUCAAAUAAAAAUACUAUUAGUUGGGAUUGUAAAUCAAUGAUCGAGCUGAAAUAUUUUAAAACAAUUUAUAUUACUCCUAAAGGCAAAUUGAUCAUAUUUAACGACUCAAUUUAUGAAAUCACGAUGUGGGACGUUGAAGGAUUAUCGAUUAAAACUUGUAUCUUAAUAGAUUGGUAUUUUACACCUGAAUCUAUUGAAAUUAGUGAUGAUGAAAAAUUAUUAGCAGUGUGUGCAAAAAAUGUGAAAGCUAAGAAAACAUGUUUAUAUGUUUUUUCCACCGAAACUGGGAUAAGUCUGUCAUCCUUCACUACAAAAUUGGUAAUCAAUAGAAUCCAUUUUAUCGCUUCUAGAAAGGGAGAGAGAUUAUUAUAUAUUACAGACGAGGACGACUAUAAUUUAAUGGACCCAUAUAACUUAAAAAAUCCAAUAGAUGGAAGUGAUCUUUUUGAAAAGAAUAAAAUUCAAAUUCAAGAACCAUACAUAAUUCGAUCGGAUGAAAUAUCGGACAAAAUAAUUUAUACGAUUAAUGGAAAGGUUUUAAUUGAAGAACUAGUGCCUGAUAAUUGGAUCAAAUACUUACGAAAAGAACUGAAGGACACAAAUAGAAUUACAACUCUGUCUAAAAAGACAAUUGAUAUUAUAACUGAAAUUAUAAAUAACAAAUUAACCGACGAUUAUAAUGUUGACAGGGAAUUUGAAGGAGAAUAUUUAAAAUGGGGGUUAGAAUUAGACGAUAAAUCAGUCAGACUUACGGUAAUUGAUUAUAAUCAUCGCAAAAAGAAAUGGAACCCAGAUGAUAAAAAAAAGCAUCUAGACAUUCUUCCAUCAUUUUAUCCAAAUGGAAAAAAUUUUAUAUUAUCCUGCGAAAUUCUUGAAAAUGAUGAUUUCAUUACGAUUACAUGUAUUGGAGUAAUUAUCUGGACUUAUAGAAAUGCUGAAAUUAAGAUGCAUUAUUAUUGGAAUUAUUGGAAUUAUUGGAAUGAUAGUUUAGAACAGUUCGGAUUUGAAAUGAUAAACUGUAAAAGUCCCUUUAAGGACUGGACUCCAGAAAGAAUUCUUCCUGCUUCAAAUUAUGAAACUAUCUAUAAAAAUUUAGAUAUUAAGUUCGGUAAAGGUGAAAUACAGCUUUUCAAAUUUUUUUUGGAAGAUAACAUAAAAGAAGAAUUUUAUUUAACUUGCUACGGAAAAAUUCUCAUGAAAACAUUUAUUGAAUUAAAUGACGAUAAAUGGAUUCGAUCUUUAGGAGGCAACUGUAUUGAGAACUGUAUGCCAGAAAGUAAUCAAAAUAAUCAUCAGAUUUCUAAAAUUUCUUUGUUGAGUAUUAUUUUUGAAAACUUUAAUGAAUUAUCAGACAAUCACCCUGCGUUUAUAGCGAGUACUUUAUCGUCGAUAGGAUUUGUAGUGCCUUCUAAUGUAGUAACUCCAAAUUCCAGUUCUUCACAUCUUUCCAGUUAUGGAAAAUACUGUCAUUUAUCUGAAACUUCAUUAUUUGAUAGAUUAAUUUCGAAUUUUUGGAUUCAUUGGAUUAGUUUUCAAAAAAGGUUUCAAAAUAUUCUUCAAAAUUUUCAAGAAAGUCACCCUUUUUUUGAAAAAUUCAUUGUAAACCCAAUUAUCGGCUUUUAUUCUGAGAGUCAUAGUUCAACCAUACUUGCAAUUCCUUUACCAAACUUUGUUUCUUAUCCAAAAGAUUACAAAGUUUGGAAAGAAUUAGUGUUACCUGCUUCCAAUCCUUUUGCAUAUUCGAAUAAG